GUGGGAAAUGUAGUUUUUUUCACCAUGGAUUCUGCUGUGAGGCGAAAACACGAUCACUUAAAAAUAAAACAAAGAAGACAACAUGCGGGAUGGUUACUUCAUCAGAAGCACGCAGCAUCGAUUAACACCCGCUUAGCUCACAGUAGGUCUGUCUUUAACGGUUUAUAAGCUAUCGCUCGCUCAGAAUCAAUACAUUUGGCAUUAACUUCCGGUCGGAGCCCAACCGUAGUUUCCUGAGGGAAAGAAUCUGUCAACAAUCUCGGGCACACUAACGUUAUAUGUUCCGUGAUAACGUAAACCACAAAUAGCUACCAGAUUACAGCAUGAUUUUGAGAACAUAAACGUCAUACUAUAACAAUAAUGGGCUUCAUUCAGCAAGCACUUCUUUCAAACGCGUUCACAAUGACCAAAACAAUCGUGAGGCAACGGAAUGCUAUGAGCUAACACUAUUAGCCUCAUCCUCUCUGUGUGAGUUACUGCACACCGCCGAGAGUUUCAGACGAGUUUUAGGGUGGUUAUCAUGACUUUACUGCCGAGGAUUGUGAGAUGGGUGGAGAAAAGCGCUUCGUCGAUGUACUUUCACUCUCGCUGCAGUGCUAACAUGAGCUUUAACGAGCGCAGGCUGCGGGUGCUGGUGGAUAUGGACGGAGUCAUCGCAGACUUCGAGGGAGGAUUCCUAAAGAAAUACAAGGAGAAGUUUCCCAACGAGCCUUUUAUAUCUUUGGAGGACAGAAGAGGAUUCUGGGUGUCCACACAGUAUGGAGACCUGAGGAGAGACCUGUGUGAAAAGGCCAUCAGCAUUUGGGAGUCCAAAAACUUCUUCCUGGACCUGGAUCCUCUUCCUGGAGGAGUGGAGGCGGUGAAGGAGAUGUCCACGAUGGAGAAUACAGAUGUCUUCAUUUGCACCAGUCCUAUAAAGCAUUACAGCUACUGUCCGUAUGAAAAGUUUGCCUGGGUAGAGAAACAUCUCGGCUCCGAGUUCCUGGAGCAGAUCAUCUUGACCAGAGACAAGACCGUAGUGACCGGAGACAUCCUCGUGGAUGACAAACCUGAUAUCCUGGGUGUGGAGCCCAAUCCGUCCUGGGAGCACGUCCUGUUCACCGCCUGCCACAACAAACACCUGCCACCGAACCCGUCCCAGAGACGCCUUCAGUCCUGGGCCGACGACUGGAGGGGACUUCUGCAGAGCAAGCGCCAGGAACACACCAGCGUUUGUGUUUAGAUGGGUAACAGAUCCCGUAUCAGCCCUCAUGUUCAGUAUUAUCCUGUCAAUGGAUUAUUCAGGUCACAUAAUAUAUACAAGUCUUUCACGAGAGACCUCUAGCAUCAUUUUAUGAUUUGUUAUGCUUCUACUGAGGGCUUGAAAUCCAUAGUUUACAUCAAGCAUUAAUCUGCCUUCACCUCAGUCUUUAAUGGGAUCUCUAGAAACGAAGGAGGAUGUUUAAAGCCCACUUGUGCACAUAGAAGCAUGCGGUUGUCAAAAUCACUAUGAUUUUCCACUGGUUUCUGGUUCGGAUGGGAGUAUGUGGAAGUUAUUAAUAUAGUUUCAAUUCAGGGAGAACACAAUACUUGACAGAACAAGACAUGUUUGGUUUUUUAAUGUCAUAAGAGUCACUAAACGAAGCCAUGUUGAGCUCAUCUACUGUGAUUGUGUGUUCUGGACACUAGAGGACGCUGUGAGCACAUUAGCUAUUAGUUGUUUUUUAAUCAGAGCGUCAUUUCGGUUCACACUUUAUUAUUAGUUUGGAAUGAAUCUUUUAAUAAACUUUUUUUCUUAUGCCUUUGAGGACAGGUGUUUUGGUUUAUGGCUUUGGUAAGUGCAUUAUCUUUUGUCGUGUUUAAUUAAUAAAAUAAAACUACUGUUUAUGAUUGCAUUUAGGAUUUUCAAGAUGCAUGAAUACUUUUAAUCAAAGAUGCAUUCAGUUGAUCAGAAGAGACAGUUAAGACAUUUUUAAUGUUACGAGUGUGUUCUGUUUGAAAUAAAUGAUUUUCUGUUUUUCAGAGAAUCCUGAAAAUAAUUAAAAAGUGUGAUUGUUUCCACAAAAAUCAUCAUAUUAUUCUGAUUUCUGAAGAUCAUGUGACACUGAAGACUGGAGGAAUGAUGCUGGAAAUACAGCGGAGCAUCACAGAAAUACAUUAUAGUUAAAUAGCUAUUCACACAGGAACAAGUUAUUUUAAAUUGCAAUAAUAUUUCACAAUUUUUAAUGUAUUAAUUGGUUGAUUAAGUGUGAUUAAAUAAGGUGAAACUUAGAAACAUGAAGAAAUUCAGAAAUCCUUCUAAUAUGAUGAUCUGCUGCUCGAGAAUCGUCACACUUUAAUUUUUCAGCAGCGUUUAUUUGAAACAGAAAAAUGUCUUUGCUUAUGAUCAAUUUAAUGAAUCCUUGUUGAAUAAAAGUGAUUAAUUUCAUAAAAAACAAUAAAAAAAUCUUACUGACCGCAAAGUUUUUAAUGAUUGAAAUAUAAUUGCAUAUGUGCAAAAUUAAUUACUGUGGACCUAAAUGCAUGUAUCUCAUGAGACUUUGUAUGACUUUAAAACAAGGUUUAUCAUCCGUUUAUAAGAACAAACAAACACAACAUAAUCUUAUUUGAAAGUACGAGAAGAAAAGCUCUUCUCUCAAGCGUGAGAUAAAGCCCUGAUUCAUUCAUUUCAUGGUGAAAGUCAUCAGUUCUGCGUGAUGUCAGGAGCAGAGAAACACACCGCGGUUGGUUUAGAAGCGAAUCUGAUCACAGUUCUGUGACAUGGCCAUCAGGAACGGCUAAGAGAUCGGCAGAUGGCCUUAAACUGAAGUCAAGAGUUAAUAAAUCUGAAAUAUGAUGAACAGAUCAUCUCUAGUACUGUAUGAAGUCUGAACAGAUCUAAAAAUGUGCUCAUGAAAACUAAAGCCAUUGCCAAAGCAUUGUGUUUUUAUGAUUAUCAACAGUAUUUCUUUAGUUGUUUUAGUUUAGAGUUCAUCUGUUUAACAGGAGAGAAGAGGGACUUUAUAUUUGCAUGAAUAUUUGUUCUUUAAAAAUAAAUGAAAUGUUACCUUAAUGCAAUGAGUGAUGGAGCGUUUUAUUAAAGAAUUAUUAAAGUUCAAACCUGUAAUUGAUUGAAGCAUGCUUAAUUAAGAAGAUUAUUAAAAAGUCCCAGCAUUGCAGUGCUUUUUCAUUGGAUUGUUUUAACUAAUUACACAAGUUAAGAAAAAGAAAUUGUUUUGGGGGAAGAAAUAUAUAUACUAAUAGUCCUGUUAAAUAUGUUGUACUCUUCAGCUCUGACUGACGAGAGUCUUGUUUCAGUCGUGUUCAGACGUGUCGUGUUGUGAAAAGUAAAUGUAUUGUUUCUCAUCUUGUUAAUGAUCCUGGUGCUCUACAGUCAUGUACAUGUCACGGUUUGAUGUGGAGGACUUUAUAUAAAUAUAUAUAAUCACAGACGGUUUAAUAAAGAAUGACACCUCGA
Carassius auratus (goldfish) is the source of this 3436-nucleotide messenger RNA. RefSeq names its product 5',3'-nucleotidase, mitochondrial (gene nt5m). The transcript has 5 exons. The coding region runs from base 521 to 1222 and encodes 233 amino acids. NCBI's taxonomy places the organism in Eukaryota, Metazoa, Chordata, Actinopteri, Cypriniformes, Cyprinidae. Gene Ontology annotation, molecular function: 5'-nucleotidase activity. Gene Ontology annotation, biological process: pyrimidine deoxyribonucleotide catabolic process. The record is from RefSeq and is a predicted model, not a curated record. Gene Ontology annotation, cellular component: mitochondrion.